GCGUUCCUUUCGGGCGGUGGCGAUGCCGUCGGAGCGGUUCCGCCUGCAGACGGUGGAGGCCCUGCGGAGGAGCCGGAAAGGGCAGCUGCCUUACUGCCGAGACUGGCGCCCCGACCAGGAGGAACUUCUGGAAGAAUACAAAAGGCCUCCACAGCUGGCACCCUACCCUGGCUGGGUGCUGGAAAAAAUACUUUCCCAUUCUCCAAAGCCCACACCGUCUAAUGAGUCGACUCUCGUCCAUGGCUUGUCCUCCCUUUCGCUCGACACGCCGCCUGCCAACCAGCCGGUCUCCACACCCCUGUCGACAGAAGCCCCGAGUGAGACGCAGGAUCAUGAGGAAUGGAGAGGGUUGGAAGAAAACCACGACAAAGCCCAAACCGUGUGUCCGCUUUCCAAAGCCACAGCGGUAGAGGGCCUGAUUCGGCUGCAUGAGAAAAUCCAGACGUUGAAGUCUAAGGAGCAUAUCAAGGAGCGCUUGGAAUUGCAGGAGCUGGUGGUGAAGGCUGCCUCCGAGGAGGCGAGGGAGCUGCUGAAGCGCUUCGAUGAGCUGAAGGCACUCAAGCGGCACCAAGAAUGCCAGCACCUGCAGCAAGAGCUGGAGAACAGCUCCAGGGAAGCCCAGGGCCAACAGGAGAAGUUGAAAGAGGAGCACCGACGCAGAGCAAAGCUCUUGAACCGGAAGCUGCGCGAGGCCGAGGAGCAGCGCCAGCGGCAGGAAGAGCUGGACCGCCACCGCCGGGAGGAGAGCCAGGAACGCCUGCGCCGCCUCUACUCUAUCCAGGAGGAGGUUUUGCGCAUCCACCAGCAGAUGGGUCUCCAUUCCAGGCCCAAAGACUUGCCCGGGAUGGACCUCUCGCUCUACAGCACUCGGGCAAAUCAGAUCUGCGGGGAAGUCUCGGGGAUCGUUCAUCUGGCUAACGAGAGAGCGUUCCCCGCCGAGGCAGACGUGGUUGCAGCCAACCAGGCACUCCUGGAGAUGCAUCAUCUGGUUUCGAACAUGCAGCAAGAGAUUGCGCUGGCUGCGGAAGAGAAGAAGAGGCGCGAUGCGGAGUUGGCGGCGGCAGCCACAGCGGCGGAGGCGGCGGCGGCAACGGCAGCAGCAACAACAGCGGCGGAGCAACAGAAGAAGGAUAAACUGCAGAAACCGGAGCUGGCGAAAGCCCAGGUCCCAGAUCAUGGGCUUCAGCUGAAGGCGGAAGAACAGACCAUGCAGUGGUACGAGCAACUGCAGAAGGAGCGUGAGCAGUGCGUCGCUUCCUUUACUGAGCUGGCAAACAGCAAAGACAGUCAGGUGAAAAAGAUUAAAAUGGAUCUACAGAAAGCUGCUACCAUCCCUGUUAGCCAGAUUUCUACUAGAGCAGGUUCCCAGCUGAAAGAGAUAUUUGAAAAAAUCCACAGCCUCCUUUCUGGAAAGCCCGUUGCCUGUGGUGGCCACAACAUCUCCGUCACCCAACAUCCUGAAGGUCUCGAGUUUGCUUAUUUCAAACUGGCGGAAAAGUUUGUGAAACAAGGUGAGGAAGAAGUGGCCUCCCAUCACGAAGCUGCUUUCCCCAUCGCUGUGGUGGCUUCGGGUAUCUGGGAGCUGCACCCUCGGGUGGGCAGCCUGAUCUUAGCUCAUUUGCACAAGAAGUGUCCUUAUGCCGUCCCAUUCUAUCCGGCCCUGAAAGAAGGAACUUCCCUGGAGGAAUAUCAGAGGACGCUCGGGUACAAAGUGAAGGAUUCCACGGUGGAGGCUCAGGAUAAUUUCCUGAAACGGAUGUCCGGGAUGAUCCGCCUCUACGCCGCUAUCCUUCAGCUCCAGUGGCCUUACAGAGAGAAGCAAGGGACUCAUCCCCACGGGCUGCGCCACGCCUGGCGCUGGCUAGCGCAGAUGCUGAACAUGGAACCUUUGGCCGAUGUGACGGCCACCCUUCUGUUUGACUUCCUGGAGGUCUGUGGCCAUGCCCUGAUGAAGCAGUACCAGGCACAGUUUUGGAAAACAAUCCUUCUGAUUAAAGAGGAAUAUUUGCCAAGGAUUGAAGCCAUUACAAACGCCGGAGAAAUGGGUUCUCUCAUUCGAUUCAAGCAGUUUUUGGAGAAAUGUUUGCAACGGAAGGAAAUCCCCUUACCAAGAGGAUUCCUGCCGGCGUCCUUCUGGAGGUCAUGACUCGGCUACUCCCAUGGGAGCCUUCUUAGAAACUCAAGCGUGGCCUGGCUCCGUUUGAUCUUCACAGGCAAGGCUCUGAAGAAAGUGGAUUGGACAUUCGCCACCUUUCUGAUACCUCGGGGUGUCCCAUCGCCUUCACUCGCCUCUUGACUUGAAUCCUCAGCUCUGUAAAUGUCAGAGCCAGAGUAAUUCUGUUUAGUAAAUAUAUGUCAUGAAGUAUUUUACAAACUUUGGCUGCUGGGGUUUGGCUCUCUUAACCGCAGAAUCCUGUUUCUUGGUCUGUUAUUUGGUCUGGAGAGUCAUGAGAUUAUACCAUAAGGUCUCCCUUUUUGCUUUUGAUGAAUUUGAAAAGGCUUUAGUGCUUCGGGGAAUUGGCAGUUUCCCUGGAAAUUCAAAAAGUGGACACAGUCAGGAGGUUUCAGACUCAUCCCAGGUGGCGUUUCUCCACUUUGUGCUCUUCCUUUUAUCCCCCGAAAAGCCUUUUAAAGAAGAACUUUGCACGUGGUUGAAGAAAGAAGCUGCUCCUGUUCUUUGAUCAGUGAUAUUUUUGGAGAUGAGUGUGAUUCUGUGGUUUUAUUCAUGUCUUUGGUGUAGAGGGGUAAGAUCGCAUUAACCGUGCUUGAAAUUUCUUGGAAACCAGGGGCUUCCUCGUUUAUGCAGCUUUUAAAGAGGCAAUGUAAAAAGGGAGUUUAUUGUAUGCUAUUUUAUACAUUUAAUAAAGCAAGUCCAUCCUUCA
This is a messenger RNA of Pogona vitticeps (central bearded dragon), 2882 nucleotides long. It is a transcript of the gene GLE1, whose product is annotated as GLE1 RNA export mediator. Gene Ontology annotation, molecular function: inositol hexakisphosphate binding; translation initiation factor binding; phospholipid binding. The record is from RefSeq and is a predicted model, not a curated record. Lineage: Eukaryota; Metazoa; Chordata; Lepidosauria; Squamata; Agamidae. Gene Ontology annotation, biological process: poly(A)+ mRNA export from nucleus. Gene Ontology annotation, cellular component: cytoplasm; nuclear pore cytoplasmic filaments; nuclear pore.